Messenger RNA from Vitis riparia (riverbank grape), 791 nucleotides. Its product is annotated as mediator of RNA polymerase II transcription subunit 7a. Gene Ontology annotation, biological process: regulation of transcription by RNA polymerase II. Bases 114 to 620 code for a protein of 168 amino acids. The record is from RefSeq and is a predicted model, not a curated record. Lineage: Eukaryota; Viridiplantae; Streptophyta; Magnoliopsida; Vitales; Vitaceae. Gene Ontology annotation, molecular function: transcription coregulator activity. Gene Ontology annotation, cellular component: core mediator complex; mediator complex. The transcript is spliced from 6 exons.
CUUCGCUUCUGCGAUGUUUGGUUGCCGAGAAAACCGAGCAAAAAGGAGAAGGAAAAGAAAAAUAGUUUUGAUCCUUGGUUCUCUUCAGGUUCAAUAGAAAAGGAAAACUUAGAAUGGCAACUGCUACAUAUCCUCCACCACCACCGUAUUACAGACUCUACAAAGAUUACAUACAAAACCCUAAAUCUGCCCCAGAGCCUCCACCUCCUAUCGAAGGGACCUACACUCUCUUUGGUGCCACCUACACUACUGAUGAUGUACUUCCAAGCUUAGAAGAACAAGGAGUUCGUCAGUUGUAUCCUAAAGGAUCCAAUGUUGAUUUCAAGAAGGAAUUAAGGUCGCUUAACAGAGAAUUGCAGUUGCACUUGUUGGAGCUUGCUGAUGUUCUUGUUGAGAGACCAUCACAAUAUGCAAGGAGGGUUGAAGACAUAUCCCUCAUAUUCAAGAACUUACAUCACCUUCUCAAUUCAUUGCGACCACACCAGGCAAGGGCAACGCUGAUUCACAUUCUAGAACUUCAGAUACAACGUCGUAAACAAGCAGUGGAGGAUAUCAAGAGAAGGAGAGAAGAAGCACAAAGACUACUCAAAGAGGCCGUGGGAACCUUGGAAGGACAGUAGCCCAUGAACAGCCCCCAUCAUCAGCCUACACUUUUUCUAUAUCUUUUAUAUGUAUUCCGAAAAUUUUUCCUUUUUCCUUUUUGUCUUUUGUGAGGAAUACUAGUUGCUAUCAAACUAGUAAAGUUAUGAAUUUCCAAGUUCUCACUUAAAGGGGAAUUUUUUUUUACUUCA